ACCAUCGUUAAUGAAGAGACGACGAAGAAUGACGUCACUUCCGUAAACACAAAGCACUUGCAAUGUGUAAAGCGUGUACCGGGUUUAUUCUGUCAAUGUGUCCGAUAUUAAUGUUUCCUUAACGUCUGCGAUGUCUCAUACCAAGUCCUCCUGCACAACCUCCAAUGACAAAAACCAUUGCGUGAGCAAAAGAAGUAAAGAUGGUUCAGAUGCCUCUGCUGAGAAAGACUCAGUGUUAGGGAACAACAACUCCAGCAGUCCAGACAGCAGUGUGAGGGAGCGAGUGUUAAAGGAGGUCGGACUCACCAGCUCCACCUUCAUUGGUCCAGCAUUUCCCCCUCCAAAAAAAAAGAAAAAAGUGAAGUCUGACAUUGAAGACACACUGAGCGAGUUUUACAAAGAGCUAGAGCAGAUCGAUACCCCUGAUGGUGCCAAUGAGAACCAAGAGAAACAAGAUGGAGGAUUUGUGCAACCAUCUUUACCUCUCACAAGAUCUUACAACAGAGAUACUUAUGAUGUGAGAGGGGAGUAUCCUGUAAACACAGGAUACUCUGCAGAUACAGAUGGCUACCAGAGAAGCGGUGGACAGGCACAUCCGCCCUGGCCACACUGGUAUGAAAAUGAGCCGUACCUCCCCAGAAGACCUAGACCAGGUCUGGACCAAAGCUCUGCUAGAAGUUCUUCUCCUCAGAAUCAAAGGCAUUAUCCUCAACCACAGAGCAGACCCCCAAACCCAGGAUUUCACAGACCACCAUUUCGUCCUCCACCACCCCCACAUGCAUUCCCAAGUCAGCAAAAUUCCCCAUCACACGUGACUAAAAACUGGACCAGUUCAGGCUUCACCAACCAGCGUCAAGACGACUCUCAUUUCCCACCAAUUCCUAACUUCCCACCUCCGAAUGUAAGCAAUCAACCACCUCAGGACUUUCAUAGAAAUUCCCCUCACCACUUUGACAGAGAUGAACGAGUCUCAAGCUACGGUGUUCACUCAGAAAAGGUAGACUUUGGAUGGUCCACUGAUAGAAAAGAACAAUGGUGUGAGUUCAGUGAAGAUUAUGACUGGCGCCACAGAAAGGAUUCAGAGAGUGAACAGUGGGAGCGUCACCACCCGCACCCUGAUAAAACCAAUGCACACAGUUCCUCCUUGGUGCUGAUCUUGAUGAGGGGACUACCUGGAUCUGGGAAAUCCACUCGGGCCAGAGAGCUGCUCUCAACAGGUCCCAGUGGGCUGAUACUGAGCACUGAUGACUACUUUUCUCUCAGAGAGGGAUACCGCUAUGAAGCAGGACUCCUCGGGGCGGCACAUGAAUGGAACCAAAGAAGAGCUGAAGAUGCGAUGCGCGAUGGCCGGUCUCCCAUCAUCAUCGAUAACACAAACAUCCAAGCAUGGGAAAUGAAGCCGUAUGUUAAAAUGGCCAUGGAGAGAGGAUACAGAGUUGAUUUUUGUGAGCCUGACACCAGCUGGAAGUUUGAUCCUUCUGAGCUGGAGAGGAGAAACAAACACGGUGUUCCUCAGGAGAAAAUCGCUCACAUGAUGGAUCGGUUUUCAUUUCCCAUAUCUGUGGACAUCGUCAUGAGUUCCCAGGAGCCGCAUCACGUGAACCAGAGACAUCCGCCAGAGAGGGCUCCCAUGAUGUGGAAACACUGAGACUUCAGUCAGAAAUUACAGAUAAAUAACCAGCCAAAUAUUUGCCUGGAAGAACAAAACUUUAGCAGUGAUGUAAAUUUUGUUAGUUACUGUUUCUGCAUAAUUUUUCAUAAAUUAUUUUGUUCAAUGUAAUUUUUGUAAAGAGAAAAGAAAUAUAUUUUUUCUAAGGGAGUUUUCAUAAUUGUUAUAUGUAACAUCUUUGAUAAGAAAAGUAAUCUGCAUAAUUUUAGCAUUUUGUAUUAAAAGUCUGAUAUUGCAGUUUUGUUCUGUCACAGUUUGUGUGCUCUGUACUAAAUGCAACAGAAAGGAGACUGUCAGGGCUGACCUUAUAUGCCUCGAGUUAGUUUUCUACCAUAAUCGAUUUCCAGUUGGUUAUUAAAAUUGUUUCUUGUGUCUUCUGAUACCCUGAAGUCAGCAGAGCAGAUGCUACAGUUGUCAAUUCUGGUAAACCACAAGUUUAUAUAAACAAGUUCAAAACUCAUAAACCUCUUUGGUUGUACCAACA
Messenger RNA from Notolabrus celidotus (New Zealand spotty), 2153 nucleotides. RefSeq names its product NEDD4 binding protein 2-like 2 (gene n4bp2l2). The record is from RefSeq and is a predicted model, not a curated record. Gene Ontology annotation, molecular function: transcription corepressor activity. Bases 131 to 1648 code for a protein of 505 amino acids. The transcript has 6 exons. Gene Ontology annotation, cellular component: nucleus. Gene Ontology annotation, biological process: negative regulation of transcription by RNA polymerase II. Lineage: Eukaryota; Metazoa; Chordata; Actinopteri; Labriformes; Labridae.